GCACGUCGCACUCUGCAAAAGCAAAAGCGAACUGCAAAAAGCAAAACCAAACCAAUUUCAGCCGCGAGUUCGGAGUGAUCGGACGCUCGUUCAUCGCAAUCAGCAUUGCGAUCGCAUAACUUUGUGUUGUGUUACAAAUAAUGCCUUUUAUCUCUAAAGACUGGCGUUCUCCUGGCGAAGAAUGGGUCAAAACACAAGAAGGGUGGGAAAAGAAGAAAGUUUUGGAAUGCACUGCGCAAAGAUACGCCGCUAUCUCUAACUAUAAUAACACAGACGAUAAUCAGCAGAAAUGGAUCGGGACCAGCGAAGAAGGAGAAAAGACCACAGACGAUGUCGUCGCAAGAAUACCACCACACUGCCACAUCACGAUCAAAUGCACAAGAGAGAUUGCAGGCUUCAACGGGCUGUCUGAGGCGGUGCGUCGCUUGGAUUUCUCCUCCGCCGUCCGCGACGUUCGCAGGUUCAAUUACAUCUGCGCACUGUUAGAGCUCCUACUAGGAGGACAGAAGUUGACCAACUUGCCGGGAGCAGCGCAGAAACUACUGCUGUCUAUGCUAGAACAGCUGGCUGAUCAAGUUGCACAAUCAAAACAGAAUUUAAACGCGCUUCGCGCAUUAUUAGUGGCGUUGACCGCUUUAAGAGAAGCGGAGCGAAGAGCUUGCUGGGGCCGGCCGCUGGGCUCCCGCGCGCUGUGGGGACACCACGACCAUGCCAUCGCCAGGAUCAACCACAUCGCUAAUAGCAUAUGUAUACAGGAGCCCGGUCCAGAAGUAGUGCCUAAACUACACGACUUGCCCGAGGAGUGCAUCAGGGAGAUUUUGUUAAGGAUAUCGGAUCACAGGGAUUUAGACUCAGCGUCUAGUGCGUGGCCGCUGAUGGCGGCGCUGUGUUCUGAACAGCGCGUGUGGCGCGAGCUGGUCGACUUCCACUUCACGCAGCAGCAGAUCGACUCGCUGCCCAAGGCGGACGGCAAGGAGGACUGGAAGAAGGUCUUCCAUCAGCUACGGAAGUUGUACGGGCUGAGGGAAGACGCGCAGUACGCCGAGACGCUCUCCUUGUGCCGACACUGCAAGUGCCUUUUCUGGCGGUCGCUGGGACACCCCUGCAUAGCUGAUCAGUGUCCGGAGUACCGCGAGCGGCUGAAAGAAGCAGGCGGCCCCCUGCCGCCGCACCCCGUCCCGCCCGCUGCCUUCCUCAAGUUUUUCUCCCUCUAAACUUUACACGGUUAUUUGUGACAUGAUACCAAUAAAUACUACACUACGUGAUCGAGCCAAGUUUGAUGAUCUUUGUAGACUACUGCAGAGGCGGAUCCAGGGGAGGGCUAAGGGGCCUGUGUAUUAAGCCUCAAUAAUAUAUCAGCUUUACGGUUAAGGGGCCGGACCUGUUAUUGUAGCAGAAGUUUAUCGCUUACUUAGUUCGCUUAAAAAAUAUGGCUAAUUUAACAAUUUUUUUUAAAAAUAAUUCUAAUACAUAUAAUUAUUAUUCUAAAUAUCUGAGGUACCUCUCUACAAGCCAAGAAGUCAUUGAAAUGUUACCCAAGGAGGCUUUUUAUAUAAGCUGUCAAGCUUAAUAAAAUGUAUGUCUUUUUCCAAUCUUAAUAUUUCACUAACACAGAAAAAGUCAAAUUUUGCAAAAUCAAGCCCCCAUAUAUGACAAUCCUGGAUCCACCACUGCCUAAUAGCGUGUUGAUGACGACAUUCGGAUUUCUUAACAUAUGAAAUUGGAUUUCGAAUUUAAUAUGAAAUAAAGGGUAGCUAUCAGCAGCAAAUUCUCAAUUUGCUGAUCAGCUAAGCAGUUACUGUAGAAUACUGUUCGACGAUUGAUUUUCAUGUAAAGAAGUUCAUCCAUUAAAAGGUUACAAUUCAUAUACUGUAUACACAUACAAAACUAAAGUAAAUUACAGUGUGAAGAAUCUGCCAUUUGAUAUAUAUGAAUCUAACUUCUUGCUAGUAAUUAAGGUUAAACUGAGAACAAUGUUCAUCUCUCUAAACCAUCCAAUAGGUAUACCUACUAGCUGCUGUUCUAAUACACUAUUAAGAGACAAAUAUAGGUCACAUUAAAUAAAUAUAAAUUAGUAAAAAGUACCAUUUCAAUAUUUAAUUUUGUGUAUUAAAUUGGAGAUUACUAAAUUGCUGAUCAGCAAUGAAAAACAAAUGGACUAUUACGAGACUAAGGUAGCUUUGGCAAAAAUUACUUUAGCUUUGUUACAAUUUCCCUUGUAACUUUUUAAAAAGAACUGUUUAUGUUUUCUGAUUUACGUUAAUUUCCUUAACUAAGUAAUAUUUAGUGAAGGUUUGAUAAAAUUCAUUUAAAUGACAAAUUUGUUUGAAACUAAAGUAAAAGGAUUUGAUAUACUAAAACUAGGUAUGAUUAAUUUUUAGUCAAUAUUAUUUUGCUAAUAGAUAAUGUGAACUAAAAUUACUAAUGCCUGAACUAUAGAUGCUUUAAAAAUACUUUGUGAUAUAAUUCCCAAAUUAUUAUUAUUAUUAAUUUUUGUGUGUUGUUUAAUAAUAAAUAAUUAAUGAAUAGAAUGUAUUCCAGUGAGUUCUCGUUGUUUUAAAUAUUAAUGUUUUUGUACUAUUAAGUGUUAAGUUAAAUACAAUUAAUUGGCUAAGUGAGCACUUUUUUAACUUGAAAAAAGAAAAUUAAUGUAUUGAUACAUAGGUAACUAUAUCUUGGUGAGAUAUUAUAUUUCUACCGCUUAGGUAGAUAUGACUGCUAUUAAAAUUUAAAUUAUGACUGAAAAUCUCAUUCUUACGAGAAUGAAAUGCUUUCUGACUUGCAAGAGCUAACCUAACUAUUAUAUAAUAGAUCUAUAUUAAGCUAUAUUUCUAAAUCACUACAUCACACUACAUUACCAUAAAUAGGUACAUAUUUUUCUAUAAGGUUAAAGUAAAUCACAGGCAGUUCAUUAAAAUAAUUACACGAGCGACAACUGCUAUUGACGACUGCAGUCAGCGACGUCUCGGCGGCAGCCAACGGCAGUCGGCGACGUCUCGGCGACGGUCGACGGCGGUCGCCGACAGCAGUCGACUGCCGUUAGCUGCCGCCGAGACGCCGAGACGUCGCCGACUACGGCGACUGCCGUCGACCGCUGAAAGUCACCGACUGCAGUCGUCGGUAGCAGCUGCCGCUCGUGUAAAUUAACACUUAGGCCUAAAUAUUAAGAGAUUUGGGUAUCUAAUUACUAAUUUACCUUACUAAUGUAACAUUGAAUAUUUGAGUCUGAUUAAAGUUGGUCAAAGACUGCCUAAAGAAUCGCUGAUUGCACAUGUGACCAUGUUCAUUGUAUUGUGAAUGCAAAAACUAUGCCUUAUGCGGUUCUUGUGGCAGUGAGAUCGGCGUAUUACAUCACUGUCAAAAUAAUGUUCAUUAUUUGCUGUAGUUACGUAGUUGUUGAUAAUAAUGUGAUAUUUUAAGAUAAUUUUUGAAAAGCGAAAUGAGAAGUUACACUCAGUAAACUGAAUUACUUUAAAUCAUACACCCUUUUAAUCCAGCCAAAUAAUUUUAUCUUUCCUAAUAACAAUAAUAUUGUGAAUAAAGCUAAUAAUGUCAAUAAUUUUGCCUGUAUUGCAUGUGGGUUAACAUAUUGAAGAGUACUAUUGACAAAACUAGCCUUUAAGUACCAAUGUUAGUAGUGAAAGACCACAAUAAAAGGUUUAUUGAUUAUUAUUGCCGCAUAUUCCAUUUGGAAAGUAUAAUUGGAAGAGAAUGGAAGAUAUGGACUGGCAUUUUAUUUUAAUUACAAUUUGCUUUGGUGUUCUGAUUUUUAUCUGAUCUCAUUCAAAAAUUCUCAAGAGUGUAACUGAAAGAGCUGAUAAAAUUUGAUAGAUAUAAGUUUUAAUGUAGGAAUAAUGCAGCAUAUAUAUUGUUUAGUCAUUUUUAGUUAAUCUGUGAUGUGUUUUGUGCAAAGGAAUUGUUUUUUUUUUGUGUCUAUGUUUCUCUAUAUUAUGGUGAUCUUUAAACAAAUAAAGUUAUUUUGAGUAUGUGAAA
Molecule: messenger RNA, 3993 nt
Organism: Bicyclus anynana (squinting bush brown)
Lineage: Eukaryota; Metazoa; Arthropoda; Insecta; Lepidoptera; Nymphalidae
Product: F-box only protein 32
Exons: 9
Coding region: 141-1214 (357 amino acids)
Biological process (GO): protein ubiquitination
Cellular component (GO): SCF ubiquitin ligase complex; cytoplasm; nucleus
Molecular function (GO): protein binding
Source: RefSeq, a predicted model, not a curated record